Oncorhynchus mykiss (rainbow trout) is the source of this 2008-nucleotide messenger RNA. RefSeq names its product melanocortin-2 receptor accessory protein 2A. Lineage: Eukaryota; Metazoa; Chordata; Actinopteri; Salmoniformes; Salmonidae. Gene Ontology annotation, cellular component: endoplasmic reticulum; plasma membrane. The record is from RefSeq and is a predicted model, not a curated record. Gene Ontology annotation, molecular function: type 3 melanocortin receptor binding; signaling receptor regulator activity; corticotropin hormone receptor binding. Gene Ontology annotation, biological process: protein localization to plasma membrane; regulation of adenylate cyclase-activating G protein-coupled receptor signaling pathway.
UCCAACCGCAGUGGACCCUCGUGCGGAGGCUACUUGAUACUGCGCUUUGCAGGCUUCUAUAGCAGCAGUGUGAUGCAUAGCCUAGGUGUGAUGUCCUGCUGAUGCACAUGCUUGAAAAUAACGCAGCUGAGUUUGUCUAUUUGUGAUGGUUUUUCUACUUUUCUCUUAUCUUGAAUUCGCAUUUGACGCGCCGAAUCUGGUCAUUUGUUCGCGACUGAAUUACCGUUUCCAAGAGUGGAUGCUGGCUACAUGUGUUGGUGCAUUUGUAGGAUUUCUACAUUCUGAAUGAAAUGCAGGUCUGGUAAACCCAGUGACACAGUCCAUUUGAGAUGUCCGAAAUCCAUAAUUAUAAUCAAAGUCGACCCAGCAGCACACGUGGCAGUGAUUAUGUGUGGCAGUAUGAAUAUUAUGAUGAUGACGAGCCCGUGUCUUUCGAGGGUCUCAAGGCUCAUCGAUACUCCAUCGUCAUCGGCUUCUGGGUGGGACUAGCCGUGUUCGUCGUCUUCAUGUUCUUCAUCCUCACCCUGCUGACCAAGACAGGAGCCCCGCACCAAGAAAACCCGGAGCCGUGCGAGAAGCGCCACCGGCUGGGGAACUGCGUCGUGGACAUCCACUGCCCCCAGGGGGACUCCCUGGCCGACGAGGACAAGGCCUUCUCGCGCCCCCUUCUGGACGAAUCACGCUCCUUCUUCUACAUCAGCAAGGAGAAGCAGGGGAGAGGGGGUGGAUGUGGGCCGCAUAGGGUCCGUGGGAGUCUGGGAGGACGCAGCUCCUUCGGGUUGGAGGAGAUGGGGGAGGCGGGGGAAGCCAGCGAGCGGGGAGACGGCGGUAUCGACCUCCAGGGACUUCCAGAGGAGGGAAAGUCAGAGAGGGAACACAGCUUCCUGUCGCACCACUUCGACAUUCCCAACUUUGUGAACUCAGAGCACAGCUCAAUGACGGGAGAGGAUGAUCUGCUGCUCUGUGAGCCGCCCGCCCUCCUGGACAGCCAAUCGUGCGUUCAGGAUGGCCACCACGUCAUCAGCUGAGGCCCCGCCCCAUCCACAUACAUCAUUGACAUCAUUAUUGGAGAUAUGUUACCAUAGCUGCAGAUGAAUGGCAAUACUUGAGUUCCAAAUGGCCUCUUCUCAUUUAUUUUAUAGGAGUGUGGACUAACAGGUACUGUAAAGUCACACUGACCUCACCCAUGACUACCAGGGUUGUGUUCAUUAGGGCAUGCAACAAAAAACAUUUUGUUGCAUAAAAACGAACAUUUGUGUUUCUUAUGGACAAUUCCAGUUAGUCCCGCCCUGUUUCAGUCCGUUUUCCUGUGUUUGGUGACUCAUGAACAUGACCUAGCUCUUUUCCAUCUGGCUAUUGGCUGAAAAUCACCAUCAGCCCCUGGUGAACCUUACUUGUUAGCUUGUACUAAUAGGUUGACACAGGGUGACAAUGUUUUCUGCAAGGGAGAAUAUUCUCAAGUGGAAACUGCAGCGUCUUUUUUUGAACCUUUAUUUAAGCAAGUUAGUUAAGAACAAAUUCUUAUUUACAAUGAUGGCCUAGGAACAUUGGGUUAAAUGCCUUGUUCAGGGGCAGAACGACAGAUGUUUACGUUGUCAGCUCGGGGAUUCAAUCUAGCAACCUUCCGGUUACUAGACCAAUGCUCUAACCACUAGACUUCCUGCCGCACCAAACCAUCACAUUAUCUUAAUGGCUAACUCAUGAAUUCAUUUUAUAAGUAUGGGCUGGAUGACACUACACUGGAGAGAUGAGAUGCCUCUUUAUGAGAAACCAUCUCAUAAAGAUUGAAUGAAAAAGCAGAGAGGGGGUUGGAGAAGAGCGAGAGAGAGAGACUGUGUGGAAUACAUAUUGAUGAACACUGGUCUUCCGUUGCCCUUGUCGUAUCUUGACUGAGAAAUGUUCCAGACAGAAACAUCAUCAGACACUAAAGAAGCAGGUUCUAAACGUAUAAAUGCAUGUAUAAAUACUGUUCAUGUAUAGAUGAUUAUACAGGUAAUAUAAACCAUCA